AUGGAUCCUUCUUCGCCGCCCUCACUCGCGAAACACCUCUCGCCCUCGACUGCAGAAGCCCAGCAGCAUCCACACGGAUACGUAGACGAUGCGGAUAGGCUUGCGCAGCUUGGAUACGAGCAGGAGCUCACGCGUGGAUGGUCUGCGCUCGAGAGCUUCGGUAUAUCCUUCUCCAUCAUCUCAAUCUGUACCGGCAUCACGACCUCCUUCUCGCUGGGCCUGACGAACGGCGGACCUGGAGUCAUGUCUAUCGGAUGGAUCUGCGUCUCGGCAAUGACCAUGUUCGUCGCGUUGUCGAUGGCGGAGGUCGUAUCGGCUAUUCCGUCGGCUGCUGGACCCUACGCCUGGAGCUCAGUACUGGCGCGCGAGAGGUGGUCGCCGUUCGCCGCCUACUGCACCGGCUGGUUCAACUUUCUCGGUCAAGCAGGCGUGACGACCGCCAUCGUCUUCGGCAACGCGACGUUCAUCGCAACCGUCGCCGCCCUCCGCGGCUUUGUCAUCACCGCCCCACGUGUAAUCGGCAUCCACGCCGCCCUCCUGAUCUUCGCCGGUCUAGUAAACACCGUCGGGAUCCGUUUCCUCGGCCACCUCAACCGCUUCUCGAUCUUGAUUCACUCGGUCGGAGUGUUCUCCAUCUGCGUGGCGUUGCUUGCGAAGGCUCCGACGCAUCAGACGGCGAGGGAGGUGUUUGCGACGUAUCAUGACGAGUCGGGGUGGGGAGAGAGGGCGAGCCCGGCGUAUGUCGCCUUGACUGGUAUCCUCCUCGCGCAAUUCACAAUCACUGGCUUCGACGCCAGCGCGCACAUGGCGGAGGAGACGAAGGACGCUGGCCGUGCGGCCCCUAUCGGUGUCAUCAUGUCCGUCGGCGUCUCGACAGUCUUCGGCUUCUUCUACCUCGUCUCGCUCCUCUUCUCGAUGCAAGGCUACGACAGCACCGUCGUCCCAGCAACCGGCCAGCCGGUCCUCCAGAUCUUCGUCGACGUAUUCGGCCAGAACGGAGGCACGGCCGCUGCGGCGAUAAUUAUCUGUUGCAUCACCCUUUGCGGCACAUUCUCCGUCACUUCCAACUCGCGCAUGUUCUACGCUUUCAGUCGCGACCGCGCCCUGUUCGGCUGGUUCGACCAUGUCGAUAAGCGGACGCAGGUGCCCGUGAGGACUGUCUGGCUCGCCGUACUCCUCGCCUUCUGCCUCGCGCUACCGUCAUUGGGCUCGACAGUCGCGUAUGUGGCAGUGACAUCCAUCGCCACGAUCGGCUUAUACAUCUCCUACGUCCUCCCGAUCGCUAUCGGACUCGCUUUCGACCAGCACCGCUGCCGUGCAAUCCGUGGGCCGUUCCACCUCGGCGCUUUCUCGAGGCCUUGUGCAAUCAUCGCGACUGGCUACGUCAUCUUUAUCACCGUCGUCUUCUGCCUGCCGACUAUCAGCCCUGUCAACUCGCAAACGCUCAACUACGCCCCAGUCGCCGUCGGCAUCGUCUUCCUCUACAUCAUAAUUUCGUGGUUCGGCUGGGCCCGGCACUGGUUCCACGGUCCUCGACAGGAGGCGCUCAACUCCGUCACCGACGCAGCACUCAAGUUCGAGCCAGCCUUGACCGAAGACAAAGGCGUCGUCGGAGGCGGGAAGAGCGAGGCGGACCUGGCGGGCGGUACAAAGGUCCAGCAGGUGUUGACCAAGUGA
Rhodotorula toruloides NP11 is the source of this 1677-nucleotide messenger RNA. RefSeq names its product amino acid transmembrane transporter. The record is from RefSeq and is a predicted model, not a curated record. Gene Ontology annotation, cellular component: membrane. Lineage: Eukaryota; Fungi; Basidiomycota; Microbotryomycetes; Sporidiobolales; Sporidiobolaceae. The transcript has 13 exons. Gene Ontology annotation, molecular function: transmembrane transporter activity. Gene Ontology annotation, biological process: transmembrane transport. Bases 1 to 1677 code for a protein of 558 amino acids.